Messenger RNA from Staurois parvus, 357 nucleotides. The record is from the annotation of a GenBank genome assembly. NCBI's taxonomy places the organism in Eukaryota, Metazoa, Chordata, Amphibia, Anura, Ranidae.
AUGCAGACUGCUUCUACAAACAUUUGUGAAAGAAUGGGUCGCUCUCAGGAGCUCAGCGAAUUCAAGCAUGGUACCGGGAUAGGUUGCCACCUGUGCAAUAAGCCCAUCCCUGACAUUUCCUUGUUACUAAAUAUUCCACGGUCAACUGUUAGUGGUAUUAUAACAAAGUGGAAGCAACUGGGAACAACAGCAACUCAGCCAUGAAGUGGUAGGCCACGUAAAAUGACAGAGCGGGGUCAGCACAUGCUGAAGCGCACAGUGCACAGAAGUAAGCAACUGUCUGCAGAGUCAAUAAUGGUCCAGUGAAGGGAAUUCUUAAGGCAUCCAGCAUAACAAGACAUUUUGGACAAUUUCAUG